UUCAUUUUUCAAAGUAGGCUAAAACUAUGCGAGAUGUACGCGUAUAAAUAACUAGCAUAUCGAAACUUCUGCAUAUAAUUGUCCAAUAAUUUCUUUUUAAAUAAUCUUUAUUUACGUUUUAUUUUACAUCGUUAAUUAUUAGAUACAAUGGAUCCUCGAAUACAUAGAAGAACAGAGCCGGAAAAAGGACCGGGCGAUUUGGGAUACGAGUACAUAAUUAUAACGAUUAUUAAAUGAACAUUUAUUUUAAAUCCAGGAGAAGAUAUCAAAGUUGCAAAUAUAUGUAAAGUCCAAGAAAUCCUAAUAAACAAGGAGCCCCAAUUGCUUCCAUUAUAUUUGGAUGAAGCAUUACAGUUCUCCUUAGAUAGAAAUGCAGAAGUUAGAAAAACAGUUACAGGUUUCAUAGAAGAAGCUGGAGUAAAACAACCACAAGUAAUUCCACGUGUAGUUCAAGUACUUUUAAGAUUAGUUUCUGAUGAAUCAUCAGCUGUUGCUAAAAGAGCUCUCAGAGCCAGUGGUAGAAUAUUAAGAGCUGCAUUAAAAUGGAUAUCUAGUGCCAUCACAGUUACACCAGAAAUGGAAGUAGCGUGGAACCAACUUAGUACCCUUAAAAUUCAAAUCAUAAAUAUGAUCGAUAGUGAUAAUGAUGGAAUUAGGACACAAGCUGUGAAAUUUCUUGAAGGUGUUGUUUUGAUACAAACAUACCCAGAUCCUGAUACUCCAAAAAAAUUAGAUGAUUUUUCUCUAGAAGAUAUUCCAUUAACAUUAAAAAUAGCUCGUAGGCGAAAAUUGGAGGAAGAAGCUAAUGAUGUAAUGGAUUUAUUGAUUAAAUUUCAUGGAUCUCCGCAUGUUAGUAGUGUCAAUUUGAUGACGUGUAUGGGAUCUCUGGCUUUGGUUGCUAAAACAAGACCUCAAUUUAUGCCAGGUGUAAUACAAGCUUUGCAAAGGCUACAACAUGAUUUACCACCCACACUAUCCGAUUCUCAAGUAACUAGUGUGCAGAAGCAAUUGAAAUUAACUUUAUUAGGACUAAUGAAGCACCCAGCCAGUAUAGAAUUUGCAUCUACAAUAGCUAAACAAUUAACACAGCUGGGGGCAAAAGAACAGGAAAUUCUUAAAGCUUAUCCAAAACCGGAAGAUAUUCGGCGUAUGAAAAAGCGUCAACAAGAAGCAGCUGCUUCUUCUGCCGCUAAACGUGUUAAAAUCGAAACACCUUUAAUCUCGGAUGAACCGGAAAUUGUACCUAGUCUAGUACCUCCCACAAAAUUACCAGAAUUGAUUGAGCUUUCAGAAAGUUUUAUCGCUGAAAGAUUAAGCGUGGAAAUUGCUACAGAUUUAGUAAUGGAUAGCAUGGCAUGGGUCCCGGAUACAAUGACAAUGAUUUUUCAAAGAGAAUACCAGCCUACUUCGACGACUGAUAUAAACAUUCAGCGGCAAACAAUUGCUAAAUUGCUAGCGACACAAAUAAAACAAGCUAAAACGAAAAAGAAAAAGGAAGCUAAAGAUGAAGAUGCCGUGAUGGAAGAUUUAGUGAAAAAUCCAACCAUUAGUGUAGCGGAAGCAAAACGGGAACGAAAACGUGAAAAAGAUAGGGAAAAAGAAAAAGAAGCAAAAGCAUCAUUGGAAGCUCAUGAAAAAUCGCUCGUAAAAGCACGAACGCGUUUAAAAGCUUUAAAGUUGUCUGAAGUUACGAAACCAUUGUCAAAGGAAGUGAAAGAAAAGAUGUUACUGAUGGCUGUUAACCGAAUUUUGCUUUCUGAGAAGACAGCUGUGUUUGGUGGCGUAGCAGCCAUAAGAUCAAAAAUUUUAACUACUCUAGCUGCAACAUUUAAUCCAUAUAUUAAAGAAGCAGUACUACGUUAUAUCACUGAUGAUAUGAGAAAUCGUUUGGACUUAGCUUUAGGCUGGUUAUAUGAAGAAUAUGCAUUACUUCAGGGUUUCCAAAGACGAACAACACUAUGUGCAAAACCCCAAGAAGCUCCGCAUCAGGCUUACAACUUUUUAUUGUGUACAUUAGUAUCUGCAAUAGAUUUGGUUCAAGGCAAAGAUCGUGACACAUUGUUAUACAGGUUAUACUUGGAAGCUCCUUUAAUCACAGAAGAUGCUGUUGAGGCUUUGAAAAUGGUAUCCUCUGACGAAACAAGAGGAUUGGCACCGUUGCAAUUGUUAAAAGAAAUGGUUAUUCGUAGACCGACCAAACAACUGGUUUUCUUAAAUGUAUUGUUAUGUCAUACUGGUCAUGAGAAUAAUACGAUAAGAGAAGCUGCUAUACAAUUAGUUUGCCAGCUAUAUAGUCGACCUGAGUUAAGUAAACUUAUAGAAGAGUACGCAGUUCUCUAUUUAGGUUUCUUACGACUUCAUACUCCACCCGAGAUCGUCUUCGGGCAAGAUCGUGGUAGGCCACAAGUAGAAACCCAGUGGAGUGAAUCAACUACUAGAGCUUGCCUUGGAUUGUAUCUUGCUUUGUUGAGUGAGCACCAAGAUUUGAUCCAUGAAUUAGCAAGAGUUUAUACAUCAAUGAGUGCAGAUGUAAAACGCAUGGUUCUUAGAUUAGUAGAAGGACCUGUUAGAUCUUUAGGAAUGGGUAGUCCACAAUUAUUAGCACUAGUUGAAAAUUGUCCUAAAGGUGCUGAAACGCUGGUUACAAGAAUUAUUCAUAUUCUUACAGAAAAAUCUGCACCAAGCGCAGAGUUAGUAGCACGGGUACGGGAACUUUAUCAAACCAGAGUUUCAGACGUUCGAUUUUUAAUACCAGUCUUAAAUGGUUUAACGAAAAAAGAAGUUAUAGCCGCCCUUCCGAAACUUAUAAAAUUAAACCCUAUUGUUGUUAAAGAGGUAUUCAAUAGAUUAUUAGGAACUCACAAUAAUGAAAGCGGUGUACCUCAUACGUCCCCUAUAACACCAGCUGAACUGCUAAUUGCCUUGCAUAAUGUAGAUCCAAGUAAAGCAGAAUUAAAAACAAUUAUAAAAGCUACGUCUCUAUGUUUUGCUGAAAAACAAAUAUAUACGCAAGAAACUGUAGCUGUUGUAAUGCAACAUCUUAUGGAAAUGACGCCGCUUCCUACGUUGCUCAUGCGUACAGUAAUACAAAGUUUAGCAUUAUAUCCAAGGUUAAGUGGAUUCGUUAUGAAUAUACUUCAACGAUUAAUUCUCAAGCAAGUUUGGAAGCAGCCAAAAGUUUGGGAAGGUUUUGUAAAAUGUUGCGAGCGCACACAACCGCAAAGUUUUGCGGUUAUUUUGCAACUUCCUCCAGCGCAACUAGCUGAAGCGUUAAAAAUGGCUGGCAAUUUACGAGCACCUUUACUAGCACACGUUGAAGCUUUUGCCGAAAAUCAGAAAGCGCACAUUCCACAGUCAAUAAUGGAUGUUAUUCAGGGUAAAUCACCUUGCGACAUGCAUGAUGAAUUUGAUAUUGCACCACCCGGUGAUUAUCCGAUUGAACAAAAACCAGAUAUAUUGGAAACUGAUGUUUCAGAACCAGCUCCUCCUGGUUUAGAUUAG
Molecule: messenger RNA, 3501 nt
Organism: Habropoda laboriosa
Lineage: Eukaryota; Metazoa; Arthropoda; Insecta; Hymenoptera; Apidae
Gene: Sym
Product: symplekin
Exons: 16
Cellular component (GO): mRNA cleavage and polyadenylation specificity factor complex
Source: RefSeq, a predicted model, not a curated record